AUGGUAGUAACCCAAUGUGGAAACUUGGUAACUUCAGCAGUCUAUUGUCCGCUCAAACAUAAUUUAAAGGAAGAAAAUUUUCAGGAUUUCUUUAGUACCAUUGGCCCCAAAUUCAUAGUAGGUGGUGACUUCAACAGCAAAAACACAUUAUGGGGCUCUCGACUAACCACUGCCAAAGGAAAGGAAUUAGCUAAACUGCUACAGGAAAAGAAAUACGCAUUUCUAUCCUCUGGGACACCAACUUAUUGGCCUACUGAUCCCAUCAAGAUUAUUAUUUCCGAAAGACACGGCAUAGUGAUGGAUGAAAUGGAAAGAUCUCUGUCAUCAUGGAUUGACGAUCAACAUCAAAAUAAUGUCCCUCUGAGUUUUUCAAUUAUUCAAGCUAAGGCUGUUAGUUUGCAUGAAAAUUGGAAGACUAGAUUAAAUGAAGAUUCUAACACGGUAUUUCAAGCAAGUAAUGGCUGGUUUGACAAAUUUAAAAUGAGAUAUUCUUUACACAAUAUUAAAUUCACUGGAGAAUCGGCCGAUGCAGAUAAAGAUGCUGCGAAAGAAUUUAUUUUCUCAUUGUCCAAAAUUACUGAAGAUGGAGAACAUUCUCCUAGUCAAAUAUUCAAUGUAGAUGAGACGGCCUUCCAAAAACCGAUUGACAUUACACUUCUUGGUGGAAACUUAGCCGGUGAUUUACAACUGAAGCCACUGUUAGUUUACCAAGCAGAAGAUCCCAGAACAUUGAAAAGGAAAGAUUGGUUCACACAUCAUUUCGUGCCGACAGUUAAACAAUAUUGUAAAAAUAAUAAUUUACAAUUUAAAGCAUUAUUAAUCUUAGACAAUGUCCCAAGACACCCAAAAUCUCUGCAUAAUUUAUACCCGGAAAUCAAUGUUGUGUUUCUUCCUCCCAAUACUCUACCUGCCUCAUACAGUCCAUGGACCAAGCAGUGA
Molecule: messenger RNA, 939 nt
Organism: Eufriesea mexicana
Lineage: Eukaryota; Metazoa; Arthropoda; Insecta; Hymenoptera; Apidae
Product: tigger transposable element-derived protein 1-like
Exons: 4
Coding region: 1-939 (312 amino acids)
Cellular component (GO): nucleus
Molecular function (GO): DNA binding; catalytic activity
Source: RefSeq, a predicted model, not a curated record